Cololabis saira (Pacific saury) is the source of this 1827-nucleotide messenger RNA. RefSeq names its product acyl-CoA thioesterase 9, tandem duplicate 1 (gene acot9.1). The record is from RefSeq and is a predicted model, not a curated record. NCBI's taxonomy places the organism in Eukaryota, Metazoa, Chordata, Actinopteri, Beloniformes, Belonidae. Gene Ontology annotation, molecular function: fatty acyl-CoA hydrolase activity. Bases 107 to 1408 code for a protein of 433 amino acids. Gene Ontology annotation, cellular component: mitochondrion. The transcript is spliced from 16 exons. Gene Ontology annotation, biological process: acyl-CoA metabolic process.
ACCAUUUCUCGCAGGUAGCAGAAAUUGUCAGAACACCGGUUCACCGACCAAACCCGGGUUUAACUUCAGUCCGGUUCCGCUCAGCUGCUCAGCCCGGGACGACACGAUGCUCUCUCCGAGGCUGCUGCUGCGCUCGGCCGCGUCCUGGACCAGCCGGUCUCUCUGCACCGGCGCCGGGUCCAAGCCCGGCAGGGCGCCCGACAUGGCCGAGGGAGACCCCUCCUUACACGUGUCCAAUGUGAGGAACCGGCUGAGGGAGAUCGUGGGAGCGUCCACCAACUGGAGCGACCACCAGACGGCCAUGACGGAGCGGGCCUCUCUGUCCUCCAUGCUGGCCCGCUCCCAGACCGACCUCCCGGCCAAGACCAUGAGGGACAGCUACCUGGAGGUCCACCUGCCGCUGGGCUCGGAGCCACAGCUCCGGGAGAAGUACCUGACCUUCCACAACACCGUCAGGUUCGGCAGGAUCCUGGAGGACCUGGACAGCUUAGCAGUCCUCAUCUCCUACUCCCACACCUACAACCCGGCGCUGGCCCGCUCCCCGCUCUCCAUCGUCACGGCGCUGGUGGACAAGAUCGACAUGAGGCAGCACAACAUCCUCCCCGACUGUGACAUCAAGUUCACGGGUCACGUGAGCUGGGUGGGGAAAACAUCCAUCGAGGCAAAGAUGCACAUGUCACAGUACCGGGACGGAGCCUACGCUCCGGUUCUGGACGCCACCUUCGUCAUGGUGGCCCGAGACCCGCAGAACAAGAGGGCGGCGUUCGUGAAUCCACUGAAGGCCGACGGAGCCGAGGACGAGAAGCUGCUGCAGGAAGGAGAAGCUAACAAGUCUCGGCGUGUGGAGCUGAGCCACUCCUCCCUGCUGAAGGUGGCGCCCACCGACCAGGAGAGGAAGGUCGUCCACGGCCUGUUCCUCAACACGCUGGACACCAACACCGUCAGCUUCCGUGGCAGAGUUCUGCCCCCCGACUCCGUGUGGAUGGAGGACGCCAAGCUGAAGGGCCUGGAGAUCUGCCACCCUCAGGAGAGGAACAUCUUCAACCGGAUAUUCGGAGGGUUCCUGAUGAGGAAAGCCUACGAGCUGGGCUGGGCCAACGCCUGCUCCUACGGGGGAUGCCGGCCGAGCCUGGUUGCCGUGGACGACAUCCUGUUCCAGAAGCCGGUGGAGAUCGGAUCUCUGCUGCUGCUCUCGUCUCAGGUGUGCUACACGCAGGGGAAGUACAUCCAGGUCCGGGUUCACAGCGAGGUGUUCGACCCACUGACGCGGCAGCACAACACCACCAACGUCUUCCACUACACCUUCGUUUCUGACCGCGACGUCCCCAACAUCAUCCCCAAGACCUACGGAGAGUCCAUGCUCUACCUGGACGGGAAGAGACACUUCAACCAAACGGUGGAGUCCUGAUGAUCCAGAUGUGCCAGACUGAACCUGCAGCUGCUCGUCUCAUUUUUCUACGUCCCUGUUACUUCCAUCGCACCCUGAGGUGGCCUUGUUUCCACUCGGAUCGCUCCGUUUGGUCCACACUUAAGUCUUCACUAGUCAUUUUUUCAUAUGUAUUAUUUUUCUAUUCGUAUUCUGUUUUUAUCAACAGCUUGAACUCGUCAGCACUUGCAGCUUCGCAGCAGUAACGGGAGGAAACAGAUGAAAUGUUGCUGUUUUUGUUGUAAAUCAUGUUUACAGCACGACUUAUGUCCCUCUGUUGCUUAAAGGCACUAAAAGUUUUAUUUUUUUUAUGUUGCGUCCAAAUCGGUCAGGCUGUUGCAAGAAGGAUGGAAACAAAUGUGUACGUUUACUCAGAUGCAAUAAAGUCUUAUUUAUCUCAA